AAUUUUAGUACAGACUCCGGACCUUACCCUCUAGAGUGUAGUGGGUGUUUCCGGCUCUUCUCAGUUGCAAAUUCGUAAAUUUUCGGAGACCCGCCAGGACUCUGAGUCUUGCUUUCCCCAUUGAAACGCCUUUUGUGGUGGUGCAGUGUCUGGGACUACUUAAUGGCGUCCUCUUCUCAGAGACUGCAGACUAAACCAGUCAUUACUUGUUUCAAGAGCCUUCUGUUGAUCUACACCUUCAUCUUUUGGAUCACUGGCAUAAUCCUUCUUGCUGUGGGCAUUUGGGGCAAGGUGAGCUUGGAAAAUUAUUUUUCACUUUUAAAUGAGAAGGCCACCAAUGUCCCCUUCGUGCUCAUUGUCACUGGCACUGUCAUUAUUCUUUUGAGUACCUUUGGUUGUUUUGCUACCUGCCGAGCUUCUGCAUGGAUGCUAAAACUGUAUGCAAUGUUUCUGAUUCUCAUUUUUUUGGUUGAACUAGUCGCUGCCAUUGUAGGAUUUGUUUUCAGACAUGAGAUUAAGAACAGCUUUAAGAAUAAUUAUGAGAAGGCUUUGAAGCAGUAUAACUCUACAGGAGAUUAUAGAAGUGAAGCAAUAGACAAGAUCCAAAAUAUGUUGCAUUGUUGCGGUGUCACUGAUUAUAGAAAUUGGGAAGAGACUCGUUAUUACUCAGAAAAAGGAUUUCCCAAGAGUUGUUGUAAACUUGAAGAUUGUUCGCCACAGAAAGAUGCAGAUAAAGUCAACAGCGAAAUUUCCACUCCUAAGGCUUGAAGAUUUUGCUUCAGGGGCCUGGAUCAAGUGAGGACAGUAAGGGAAGUCACAUUUUCACAGAGCUCUCUGUUACUAGUCACUCAUUUUUCAUAUGGUGCAAUGAUCUGUAUGCAUAGUAUUGCUGAUUUUGAUUUGUGAUUGGAUAAUUAUUUGGGUUUGUUUUUUAAGAAGGAAAAGGUAACUUGGAUCUUAGGUUUUCCAAUACUACUGUCCACAACUAGAUUUCUCUAAAUGUAUAUUUCUUUUAACGUGGCCAAUCAUGACUUGAAAUUACAAAAAGCAAGAGCUAGAAUUAUCUCUUGGCAGUACAUGUCUUCUAAAAGUAGUUAACUUUGGGAGCACCCAGUGUCCUCUUAGUUAACAAAGUAUGAAAUAGAUGGGAACCUUGUUUUUCUCUGCAAUCAUUAAAAUGUCUAAAAACAUUAACAUGUUUCUCUCCUGGACUCAAUUUGCCUAGUAGUUGUACAUGAGUUCCAACCUCUUAAAAUUUAGAUCUUACAACCCUACAUUCAAUAUGUGCCUAUUAUUUUGUAUAGGUGCUAAUGUUGUAGUUUGAAUUGAUCUUCCAAGGUUCUGCUUCUUACUACAGCAUGAGUUUCUAUUAUGGUUCUAAAUGAUUUUUUUAGGGCAUGGGUUCUUCCCUCAUAUUUAACAUUGUGGAAAUAAGACAAAUUCAAGGCUAGUCCUAGUAUAGUUAUAAAAAAGCAUGUAUAACUGUCUGUGCAUUCGCUAAUACAAGAGCCACUAGCCUCCUUUGAAGAAUUAUAAAAUGAAAACUUUAGUUGUUCUAGCCCCAUUUGAAGUGUUCAGUAGCCACAUGGAGCUAAUGGCUACCAUAUUGGACAGCAUAUAUACUGACAUGAUUACAACACUGCUUUCCUUAUAGAUGGAGAUUUUACUUAAUAAGAUGUUUAUUCUAAACUAUAUAAUUGCUUUUUCUGGCAAAGAGGAGAAGAAGGGGGCAAGUAGAGCCCCUGAACUUAUGAAUUUUCCUUCGAUGCUAGUUUUGAAAUUCUGAGUCAUGGUAGUUAUAAAACUUCACUUACAUUCUUUGAAUGCACAGUUUCAAACAUAAGUCUUGAAAAAUCCAAGGAAAUUAUUGAUGAAUUAUAAGUGAAAGGAGAGUACAUCUAUAAACUAGGUCUUCAAGGUCAUAUGUGUGUGUAUUUAAUUUUUUUCAUAUUUUC
Molecule: messenger RNA, 1955 nt
Organism: Cavia porcellus (domestic guinea pig)
Lineage: Eukaryota; Metazoa; Chordata; Mammalia; Rodentia; Caviidae
Gene: Tspan6
Product: tetraspanin 6
Exons: 6
Coding region: 163-768 (201 amino acids)
Cellular component (GO): plasma membrane
Source: RefSeq, a predicted model, not a curated record